Chrysochloris asiatica (Cape golden mole) is the source of this 1080-nucleotide messenger RNA. RefSeq names its product FK506 binding protein 14, 22 kDa (gene FKBP14). The record is from RefSeq and is a predicted model, not a curated record. NCBI's taxonomy places the organism in Eukaryota, Metazoa, Chordata, Mammalia, Afrosoricida, Chrysochloridae. Gene Ontology annotation, molecular function: calcium ion binding; peptidyl-prolyl cis-trans isomerase activity. The transcript is spliced from 4 exons. Bases 154 to 789 code for a protein of 211 amino acids.
AGAGUUGUCUGUAGUGGAAGUGCCACGUCUGCGAGAGAGGGAGAGUCAUGAACUUGCCAGAAACUGUUGCCCCUAAGCCUUAAACUACGUUCUUAACUCUUUGCAGUCAGGGGUCCGUUCUCUAUUUUUGCAGGGACUCUCCUGCCUACUAACAUGAGGCUUUUCGCGUGGAACGUGGUCUUCACUCUGUUUGUCACUCGGUUGAGUGGGGCCUUGAUCCCUGAACCAGAAGUGAAGAUUGAAGUCCUCCAGAAGCCAUUCAUCUGCCAACGUAAGACCAAAGGGGGAGACUUAAUGCUGGUCCAUUAUGAAGGCUACUUAGAAAAGGACGGCUCCUUAUUUCAUUCCACCCACAAACAUAACAAUGGUCAGCCCAUUUGGUUUACCCUGGGCAUACUGGAGGCUCUCAAAGGUUGGGACCAGGGCUUGAAGGGGAUGUGUGUGGGAGAGAAGAGAAAACUCAUCAUUCCUCCUGCCCUUGGCUAUGGAAAAGAAGGAAAAGGUAAAAUUCCCCCAGAGAGUACACUGAUAUUCAACAUUGACCUCUUGGAGAUUCGAAAUGGACCAAGAUCCCAUGAAUCAUUCCAAGAAAUGGACCUUAAUGAUGACUGGAAACUCUCUAAGAACGAGGUUAAAGUAUAUUUAAAGAAGGAGUUUGAAAAACAUGGCGCAGUGGUGAAUGAAAGCCAUCAUGAUGUUUUGGUGGAGGAUAUUUUUGAUAAAGAAGAUGAAGACAAAGAUGGAUUUAUAUCUGCCAGAGAAUUUACAUAUAAACAUGAUGAGUUAUAGAGACAAAUCUACUCAUUUUAUACCACAUGGACGAGGUGGCCAUCUUUGAAGAAAGUCUUAUUUUUUAACAGUGUUCUGUUCUUGAUGUUUGUUUGUUUUGCUUUGUUUUUAUAAUUUUCCUAAAUAUUAUUUAAAGAACUCCUUAAGGUUCCUAAGUGCCCAUUUCUUUCUGUUGAGUUAUUGUGAAGAAAAAAAUAAUUUGUCUUUGAAUGGAAGACUUCUGGACCAUUUUCCACCUUCACAUAUGAUAUUUAUGUUUUAUUUGCUUCCUUGUAAUUUUAAAAUAUUGCA